This is a messenger RNA of Podarcis raffonei (Aeolian wall lizard), 2071 nucleotides long. RefSeq names its product proline and serine rich coiled-coil 1 (gene PSRC1). Gene Ontology annotation, biological process: mitotic metaphase chromosome alignment. Lineage: Eukaryota; Metazoa; Chordata; Lepidosauria; Squamata; Lacertidae. Gene Ontology annotation, molecular function: microtubule binding. Gene Ontology annotation, cellular component: microtubule cytoskeleton; spindle pole; spindle microtubule. The record is from RefSeq and is a predicted model, not a curated record. The transcript is spliced from 9 exons. The coding region runs from base 496 to 1731 and encodes 411 amino acids.
AGUCUGAAUGCUGGCGUCUACCUUAGACUCACGGGCAAUGGGGCUGCAUUGCAGAAUUAAUGGAGAAGGAAAAAUGAGCGGAUAUUGCUGGUUGCCCCGUCCGGACUCAUGUCAACACUGCUAUCUGCAUUUUAUUCAGUUGGGGCGGGAAGGAUCCAGGAUACCUUUAAUUACGACUAGCUUCAAAGCCACCAUACAGUGAGCAUGCUUUGGAAUUCAUCUUUUUAAGACUUCUCACAAAAAAGCAAACCCGCGGGGAGAGAGGACCGGAAAAGGCUUUAUUUGCAGCGGCAAUGGGAGGUGCUUUUGCAUACUUAAUGUUGGAGUGAACGCCCGGUGAUUGCUCUCCCUUUAAAACCAGAAAAGCCACUGGUGAUUCGAGACGGAGGAGAGAGGCGUAUCGGAGCAUAAAUUUCACAAACCAAAUCAAACCCAAAACUUAUCAAGCCAAACCCAAAUUCAUGCUAUUUUCAUGUAGGAUGGUUCCUGAAAAACAUGGAGUGGCCAAACGAAGAUAUAAAAUUUAUUAUUGAUGAGAGACUGGAUUUUAGUCAGUCUUCUUCUUUUGACGGACAAGAGGAGGAGGAAGAGGUCUCUGGCAUUUGCCCCACAGAAUCCAGUGAAACGUGUGCUGCCCAGUCAAUUGACACGAACAUUUUUGGGGGGGAGAGUGAAGGCAAGGCCUUGCUGUGGAGCCCUCUGAGUCCCGAAAAGCUAGAGGAGAUGAUGAGCGAAGCCAACAGGCUGGCUGCACUGAUGGAGGGGUGUGAGCUGCUGGAGAAGGAGAACGGCACCUCUGAGACGAGGCUUGAGAUGGUUCCAGAUUUUGAGCCUUUGCCCUCCAUUGAAUCUUUGCAUGCGGUGAGGAAGGACUCCAGGGCCGCCAGACGAAGGACAUUCAACGUGAGCAACAGCCCUUUGCAAGCCCUGCUGCCAACCGUUGGACCCGAAAGCUGCUGUUCUGUAGGUUCCCCCAAAGCUCCGCUUCCAGAGAUGGGAAGUCCUACUUCCUGUGUUGCAGACCCACCUGUUCCCAAAAGACGCCAGAAUAAAUCAAAUGCCUGCAUCCCCAACAACCAGCUCCCCAAGAAAUCCAGACCCAAUCAGCCACUCAAGUCACUGGCAGCAACGAAAUCUCUGGACAUUAAAAAGACAACUACCAGGUGCAGCAGGAAGGAAAGAUCAACUCCACCCACCCUUCCCACGCAAAAUAAGAAGCCCCUGCCAAGUCUGAGGCCUCCCCUUCAAACCAACAGGCAGGGACCUUGGAGGGAAACAGAGAAAUCUUCUGGCAAGGCCUCUUCUUCGGAGGGAUCCCAGCUUGGCCUUCAGGAUCCACCUAGCAAAGGUAAAAAACCAGUACCAUAUGCAAAAGCAAGGCUGGGCCCCAGGCUGGAUCCGCUGAAGACUGGUCCUGUGAAGAAGGCCUCUGUUGCUCCAGAAAAGGUGGCGCAUCUCCCAAAGGCAAAUGCAAGUCAGGUGACAAGUAUGGGUGGCAGCGCCCCACAAUUGCAGGCCAGCUACAAGCCUCACAGCAGUUGUCGUGAGAUUCGAACCAGGAACACGGCCAAGUCUGGGCUGGCAAGCAGACUGCCGGUGUUAAACUCUAACACGCCUGCAUUUCAACAGACAGUCCCUUCUGGCACUUCCCAGAACAGCAGGCUGCGACUGCCCAAGAAGGCAACCUCUGGCAAGUCGAGCCUUGCAGUGAACAGAUCUGGGGCUGGAUGAGUGUGAACCCACGGAGCAUUGCCUGCUCUUUCCCUUUUAACGACAUUCCUGGGUGCUUUUAACGUAUGGCCCAAACUUGCAUGGUGAAGGAGGAGCUGCAGCCUCGGAGACUUGGCCAAGGCUUUGCUGACAGAGAGAACCACACCUCCAUGAUCACUGGCUGAGGGCUGGUGGGAACUGGGAGUCAAAACGAUUACCUGGAGGGACUACAGGUCAGCCUUGUAGAAUCUCUGCUAUAUGAUUAGGUAUGUCUGUCUGUACUGUACUGAUUUUUGUUAAAAUAUAUACUUUUCUAAUAAAACAAAAUAUGCUUUUUUAAAAUAAAACCAAUGAGGAAACC